AUGCCACCCCCGGAUUGUUCGCGGCGACAGAUUGCAGCGAAAGCAGAUGGCUGUAGAGCCGAUCUUGGAAACGUACCGAUCACACUAGACGAGCUCGAAAUCGAUUCCUAUUUCGCAUCGCGCCCUCGUACCGAAGGCCCAAGCUCUACUCAAGAGAGCGUGAUUGUCACGUGGAACGGAGAGGAUGACCCCAAAGAUCCAUACAACUGGCCCCUUUCGAAGAAAUGGCGCGCCACAGGCAUUGGCUUGCUUGCGAGCUUUGUCUGCUCGAUGAAUGGGACCAUCCUAACUGUGGCUCAUACGGCCAUCGGGAACGAGUUUCACAUUUCCGAUGCGACGUUCCCCAAUACCUACUGGCUAACAACAUCUUGGGGUAUCGGGGCCGCGCUGUGCCCGCUUCUUCUGUUUCCUGUGAUGGAGGACUUUGGCGUUCGACCUGUCCUUCUGACCACCUAUUUUUGCUUUAUUUCUUUUUUGAUUCCUGUAGGGCUGGCACCGAACUUUGCUACCCUGAUUGUGGUUCGAUUCUUCAGCGGAGGAUGUGUUCCGCUGAUAAGCGACGCCGUUGCCGGUAUUACAUCGAAUGUCUUUCACGGCGAUCGAGCCCGGAGUGUCCCAAUUUGUCUGUACGUGACCAUCUAUCUGGCGGCGACAAGUCUGGGCCCGGUGGUUGGCUCUGCCAUCCUGCAAUUCCUGUCAUGGCGUUGGAUUGGGUACAUCGAACUGAUCUGGACCGCUGCCCUAUAUCCGAUUCUGAUCUUCGGUCUGCCAGAAAGCCGCGGGCCGGCGAUCUUGCGCGCUAAGGCCAAACGACUGCGCCGCAAGGGGACGAACGCGUACACGACCGAGAAGAUUGAUCGGGUAGCAUUUCCUCAGCUUAUCCUGCAGAGCGUUCAACGGCCUCUGUACAUGCUAUGUACUGAAGGGGUCGUGUUCGUUGCGACGGUGUGGGCUGCCUUCAGCUUGGGAACAAUCUAUCUUUUUACGCAAUCGGUCGAGCAGGUAUACAAAAAGCUAUAUAGGUGGGAUCCCAUCCAGUGUGGAUAUGUCCAAGUUGCGAUUGUGAUCGGGGAACUCCUGGGCGGUGGAUUUUGCAUCUUAACCGAUCCCUGGUACUAUGCAUCUGCGACCCGCAAUACCGAGGCACCGGGCACGCCGAUCCCGGAGGCUCGGCUUCACGCAUCGAUUAUUGGUGGACUCUUUGGUGUCACGGGCGGCAUGUUCGUGUAUGGGUGGACAUCGUACACUUCCAUACACUGGAUGGCACCCACCGUCGGCCUGGCGAUGGUGGGGUUUGGGACGACGGCCGUCAUCGUUGGCAAUGCUAACUAUCUCAUCGACGCGUACAGCAAGUAUGCUGCGAGCGCUCUCGGGGCGGUGGGUUUCGUCGAGAACAUCUCUAUCGCCUUUCUCCCUCUGGCCGCAGCAGCCAUGUACACGAAUAUUGGAUUUCAGUGGGCCAGCUCGCUGCUUGCAUUUGUGUCCUUGGCCCUGGUGGCGACUCCUUUUGUGGUCCUCCAAUGGGGCAAAGAGAUCAGAUCUUACAGCCCAUUCAUGCAGGAGGCCACUGUAGAGCGGACGAGAGACAGUGCCGCGGCCGCAGGUGUAUAG
Molecule: messenger RNA, 1611 nt
Organism: Aspergillus welwitschiae
Lineage: Eukaryota; Fungi; Ascomycota; Eurotiomycetes; Eurotiales; Aspergillaceae
Product: MFS general substrate transporter
Exons: 2
Coding region: 1-1611 (536 amino acids)
Biological process (GO): transmembrane transport
Molecular function (GO): transmembrane transporter activity
Source: RefSeq, a predicted model, not a curated record